Molecule: messenger RNA, 1504 nt
Organism: Polyodon spathula (Mississippi paddlefish)
Lineage: Eukaryota; Metazoa; Chordata; Actinopteri; Acipenseriformes; Polyodontidae
Product: 2-aminoethanethiol dioxygenase-like
Exons: 1
Coding region: 264-1019 (251 amino acids)
Cellular component (GO): mitochondrion
Molecular function (GO): oxidoreductase activity, acting on single donors with incorporation of molecular oxygen, incorporation of two atoms of oxygen
Source: RefSeq, a predicted model, not a curated record
CUUAGCGGCGGACGUGUGGAUUACAGUUCCAGGAAUGGGCGGGGGACAAAUGGGAACUGUAUUUUUAAAAAGCGAAAACAGCGAUUUUUAAUAUUAUAGUUUAUUGUUGAUUUGUAUAUUGAGAACGGAUUAUAUUUUGGUUUAAGGAGACGCAUAUCUUUAGGAGUUUAUUAUCUUUUUUUAACUGUGGACAGCUUUUUUUUUUUAGUAUCACCCGCAGCUGUGCGUGUUCCGCUGUGUGCCUGAACAAGAGCACAAUAAUAAUGCCUCGGGAGAAUAUGGCCUCUCUGAUCCAGAAAAUUGCCAGGCAAGCCAGCACAACUUUCAAAAACUGUGGUUCGUCUGCGAUCGGAGAGAACAGCAAGGGGUUUCUGGAGAACCAAGCAAAACUCAGGAACCUCCUGCACGAAAUCCGGGCAGAAGAUCUCAACAUUGCACCCAGGAAGCUCGACCCCUCUCCCAUUUCUGUCCCUCACAACCCUCCCGUCACCUACAUGCAUAUCUGCGAGACUGGUGCAUUCAGCAUGGGGGUCUUUCUGUUAAAAGGCGGGAGUUCAAUCCCUUUACAUGACCACCCCGAGAUGAACGGCAUGCUCAAGGUUCUCUACGGGAAAGUCAGCAUCAGUUGCUUUGACAAGUUGGAUAACCCGCCUGAUGCCGCCAGUGAGGCGCAGUUUAACCCACCUGUGCUGCCCUAUCAAAAGGACGCCCUGAGGAGGUCUAUACUCCGGUCUAUCGGGGAAUACACAGAGCACAACGGGCCUUGCGUUUUGACUCCAAAAAAAGACAACCUGCAUCAGAUUAAUGCCGUGGACGGACCGGCUGCUUUUCUGGACAUCUUGGCACCCCCGUAUGACCAGGAUGACGGCAGAGACUGCCAUUAUUACAAAGUUCUGGAAAACGGAGACGUAAAAUUGGAGACAGGAGAGCAGAAAGAAAUGUGGCUGCUUGAAAUCCCGCAGCCCACUGAUUUUUGGUGUGGCGCAGAGCCAUACCCGGGCCCCCAAGUUACUCUCUAAUUAAACAGAAAAGAAAGGGUUAAUACAAUGUAAAUUGUACUAUAUCAGAACUUUCCAAACUGAGUUUAAUAACAUUAACUGUAAUACGAAUUGAUUUACUGGGUCAAAACAAGGAUUCUCAGGACCUACCGAUGUAAGAUGCACUGGCUGAUUUUGUUGCAGGAAAACUAAUCGAUAUGCUUCAGUCAAGUGUUGUGACAUUGUGUCUUUCGUGAAAGGCCCCUUUUCAAGCACCUACAUGAAAGUCGUAUUGUAUAAUUAUAUCACAUGACUUGCUCGUUAUAUUGUUAAUAGUUGAACACCUAAUAGUACAAUGCUUUCCAAACCAUUUACCACAGUAACUUCAAAGUGUCACAAAAUACAAAUCUUAUAGCUUGAGCUGCAUUUAAUUUAUUGGUAGUUAAUGUGAUAUAUAUGUGUGUGUGUUUUACCUGUUUUGUUUCAUUUGUUAGUGUGAGCAACUACAAUAAAGUCUGCACGCUAUA